Molecule: messenger RNA, 5059 nt
Organism: Vicugna pacos (alpaca)
Lineage: Eukaryota; Metazoa; Chordata; Mammalia; Artiodactyla; Camelidae
Biological process (GO): regulation of cytokine production; negative regulation of transcription by RNA polymerase II; regulation of immune system process
Cellular component (GO): nucleoplasm
Molecular function (GO): RNA polymerase II cis-regulatory region sequence-specific DNA binding; DNA-binding transcription repressor activity, RNA polymerase II-specific
Source: RefSeq, a predicted model, not a curated record
CCUGGGGUCGAGGAGGGCUGAGCGCGUGUCCUUCUGAGUCUGAGUAGCCGGAAGGAGGGCGGGGGUGGAGGGUCCUGUGUCGGGGAGCGAGGCUGCCCUGAGAGGGUAGCACUCGCGUUCAGGGCCUCUGGGUGGACCCGAGCGGUGGAUCCCCGGGCCCCUCGCGCGUUCACCGCGCCCUUCUCCCGCCGCAGUCGUCACCUGCGCCGGCGGGGAGGGAGUCGCUAUGGAGACUGGGGGCAAAGGUGAGAAUUUCGGAGGGAUGCGGCCCCUGCUGGAGACAAAAAAGGAGAAAGGCUGCCCUCUGGCUGGGGCAGGCUCAGGAAGGACGAGCAUCACGUCUUCUCUGGGAGAGAGCCCUUUCCUACCAGUUAGUCUCACGUUGCGGUUUAAGGGGAGCCCGCUACCUGCAUUGCCCUGCUGAGCUUUGGAAUGAUGCCUCCCUUGCCCCCUAAAUCAACAGGGUCACUUUCUGAGGACCUUCAGAAAAGUGACCUUCCCCAUGCUGGAAACCCAAAAGAAAAGGGCCUCACCACUGUGCUGCUGACCCCUGCAUCCCAGGAGUCCUUGAUGAUCAGGGAUAUGGCUGAGGCUCUCACCCAGUGGGGGCAGCUGAACCCUCCUCAGGGAGAUGUGCCUGAGAAGCAUAGGAAUCUGGUCUUGCUGGGGCUGCCAAUUUCCAAGCCUGAUGUAAUCUCUCAGUUGGAGUGUGGGGAGGAGCUGGAGAGAGAAGUCUCAAAAGCAACUAGUCCAGACUGGGAGACAAGACCAGAAAGCACGGCACUCACCCCAGAGCAGGACAGUUCUGAGGAAGACUCAGCCCCUGGGGUGUUAACUGAAAGAUUUCCAAAGGAAGGUUCCAGUGAAGGUGAGGAUUCUUCAGAGAGUCAGCAAGAAAACCACGAGAAACUCUUAAUACAAGAGGUUGCCCCUCAGAAGAAACCUGGGGAGAGAAGUUACCAGCGUGAUGGAUUUGGAAGAAAUUUCAGUCGGAGGUCAUCACUUGUUCAGCAGCAAGGGGAGAGACUACAUCGUUGGGAUUCAUUUAAAAAGAACUUGAAACAAAAUUCAGAUCUAACGAGGCAUGAGAAAACUUGUGCAGGGAAGAAACCCUGGAAGUGUAAUGAGUGCGAGAAGGCCUUUAGCUACUACUCAGCUUUUGUCUUGCACCAGAGGAUUCACACAGGAGAAAAACCCUAUGAAUGUAACGAAUGUGGUAAAGCCUUUAGCCAGAGCAUACACCUCACCCUACACCAGAGAAUUCACACGGGAGAGAAACCUUACAAAUGUCACGAAUGUGGGAAAGCCUUCAGUCACCGCUCAGCCCUUAUUCGGCAUCAUAUAAUCCACACUGGGGAGAAACCCUAUGAAUGCAAUGAAUGUGGGAAGGCCUUUAAUCAGAGUUCGUACCUCACCCAGCACCAGCGAAUUCAUACAGGAGAGAAACCUUAUGAGUGUAAUGAGUGUGGGAAGGCCUUCAGCCAAAGCACGUUCCUUACCCAGCAUCAGGUCAUUCACACUGGAGAGAAACCCUACAAGUGUAACGAAUGCGGGAAGGCGUUCAGUGAUCGUUCAGGCCUCAUUCAGCACCAGAGAACUCACACUGGAGAGAGGCCUUAUGAGUGUCACGAAUGUGGGAAAGCCUUUGGUUACUGUUCAGCCCUGACUCAGCACCAGAGGACUCACACUGGGGAGAAACCCUACAAAUGCAGUGAUUGUGCCAAAGCCUUCAGUGACCGCUCAGCCCUCAUUCGUCAUCAGAGGACACACACUGGAGAGAAACCAUACAAGUGUAAGGACUGUGGAAAAGCUUUCAGCCAGAGCUCGUCGCUUACAAAGCACCAGAAAACUCACACUGGAGAAAAACCCUACAAGUGUAAGGAAUGUGGGAGAGCUUUCAGCCAGAGUUCGUCCCUUUCUCAACAUCAGAAAACUCAUGCUAGAGGGAAGACCAAGGAGUAUGGAAAAGUCUUUAGUGACCAUUCAGCCUUCGGCUAGCAAAAGAGAAUUCAUACUGCAUAAAGACCAUGUAAAUCUAGUACAUUCCGAACAUAUUUAUUGAACAAUGACUAUCCACACUGUGAGGGCGAGAAAGGAAUUUAAGACUGUUACAAAAAAAGAUACCAAUUGAUAAGUCACUGUUGAUAUGGGACAUAGCUUACCUAGAGUGUGAAAGAAUGGUUUUACAUUUUUUUUUAAUGUCCUAAUAGAGGACACUGAAUUUCCCUGGGGAGAAGGGAAAAUUAUUUCCAACACCCUAUUGUGUAUGUAAACUGCAUAGUCCUUGGGAAGGAGAUAGGAUAUGCCACGAUAGAGGAAUCUUAGCUGGGCUGGGUGGUCUCAGAAUGUUAAGGGGCUAAAUACUUAAAAGGAUAAAUGGUUCUUUUAGGGAAGUUGCCAGGGUAGAAAUAAGAGGUUGAUGAUUCACAGUGAGUUUAUCCAGCGGUGAGAGCGGUGGCAGAAGGGAAGUUAUCUUUAGUCUUAAAUACAAGAGCAUUUAGGAGGUAGAUAGAAAGGGUAGAGAAAAAAGAGCUGGGGAGAUGAACUCAAGAAAUGUGGAUUAAAAUAACUACCCAUAUGAAUACAACCAGGAAAAAUACGUCAGACUUGUUGGUCAGUUGCAGUGUUUCCACCUUGAAGCCAAGGAAUGUUGGCCUGGCAGCCCACUUCUGCACUUCUGGUCUUUCAGACCUUACUUUUUGAGAAGUACUGAGAAUCACAUUAACUCCAGGGGUCAAGACUGAAGGCCUAGACAGGGCGACUACAGAAAGGACCUCUGAUGUUUUCAACCUGCUUUAAGCUGAGAAUGUGCUUAUUGACAAAGCUUUACCUCAGUUGUGUGUCAUUUGGACCUUAAGACUUUUUCAUACCAUCACUGAAUUUAGUUGUAGAGCUGAACUGACACGGCAUAUUAGAUAGUGAAAAACAUGAAAAGACUUUGGCAUCCUUACUUUUCACCAGUUUACUCUUGGAUAGAGGGAGGUGAUGUCGUUAAACAUAAUUUGUUUUUCCCUGAAACUUUGAAGGUUAUUUUUGCAAACAUUUUUGACUACUGUGUUUUUAGUUUUUACAAGUUUGACUGUGAUGUCUUAGUGUGCAUUUCUUUGAGUUUAUCCUGUUUUCCCAGCUUCUUGAAUCUUUUAAAUUUAUGUCUUUUGCCAAAUUGGGGGGAUUCUUGGCCACAAUUUCUUUGAAUACAUUUUGAGCCCCCACCCCCCUCUCCUUCCUGAAGACCAGAUUUCACUGGAUUUCACAAAUGUUAGACUGUUGACUGUAGUCUCCUGGGUUCUUGAGGGUCUGUUUAUUUAUUUUUCAGUGUAUUUUUCUCUUAGUCUGCUUGGGUUUCCCUAACAAAAUACCACCGAUUGGGUGAUUCAAACAACAGAAACUAAUUUCUCGCAGUUCUGGAGGCUAGAAGUCCAAGAUCAAGGUGUCGACUUUGGUCUCUGGUGAGGGCUCUCUUCCUGGCUUGCAGAUGGCUGCUUUCUUGCCAUGUCCUCACAUGGCCUUUCCUUGCUGCAUGCGUGUGAAAAGAGAAAGAAAGCUCUCUCUCCCCCUCUUCUUAUGAAGAAGAAGGAGAUUCCUAUCCAGUUAGGAAUCCAGCCUUAUGACCUCAUUGAACCUUAAUUAACUCCAAAAACUCUACCUCCAAAUUCAGCCUAACUGGAAGUUAGCACUUCAACAUACGAAUUUUGGUGGAAUACAAUUUAGUGUUUAGCCUCUGGUCCCCCCAAAUUUAUGUUCUCAUGUACAAAAUACGUUCACUCCAUCCCAACAACCCCCAAAGUCUUAACUCAUUCCAGCAUCAGCUCUAAAGUCCAAAGUCUCAUCUAAACAUCACAUAACUCAGAUAUGAGUGAGACUCAAAGAUUCUCCUGAGGCAAAAUUCUUGUCCAUCUGUGAACCUGUGAAACCAGACGUGUCAUGUGCUUCCAAAGGGAAGAAAUAGGGAAGAAGGAAGGGGUGAUGCGUCCCAAGCGAGCCCAAAACCUAGCAAGGCAAACUGUGAGGCAAACUGCGUGAGGUCUUAAGGUUCUUUGGCUUGAUGCCCCACCUUCCAGACCCACUGGUGCAGCAGACCCUCCAGAAGGCUCCCCUGGGCAGCCCUGCCUCCAAACUGGUUGGAAGCUGUCUGGCCUGUUGAAACUGAGGUGAUGCCCCCAUCCUUUGCAAUCAAAGGCAGGCUAAAGAUCUUUGAACUGACUUCAGAGUCAUUCUUCCUUUUCUUGAAGCUGAAUAAGCUCCCCCAGCUGGCCCUGCAGGGGCCAAGAAGUCCAGCAGUCUUCCUUCAUUUGUCUGGUUUUUCUGUCCCCUUUAGUCCCAGCUGGUGGUGCUUCUGCUGGUGUAGUCCCAUUUCUCUUCCUGGCUUCUGCUGAGAACAGCUGCUUAAAUCUGAGACACACCCUGAUCUCUUGAUCAAAAUGAAUCAAAAUCAGCCACACCCGCAGUGUUCUCUCCAGAGCAAGCUUUUUCAUGGUUUGCAAUGUGGACAGAAUUUUCUAAAUCUCCAAGUUCUAGUUCCUUUUUGUUUAGUAGUUCCUUCCUCAAUUUAUCUCUCGCCUCUCAAGUUUUGCUGUAAGCAGUUAGGAGGACCCAAGCUGUGCCCUCAGUACUUUGCCUGGAACUCUGCUGGAUAUCCAUUUUCACUACUCGCAGGUUCUGCCUUCCACCGAACACUGGAACACAGUUGAGCCACCUUCUUUGCUGCUUUACAACAAGCAUUCCCUUUCUUCAGUUUCCAAUAAUGUGUUCUUCAUUUCCAUCUGAGACCUCACCAGAAUGCUUUUUAAUAUCCACAUUUCUAGUACACACUUCAGAACUUCCAACCUCUACGCAUUACCCUGUUCCAAAGCUGCUUCCACAUUUUUAGGUAUUAGAACAGCAUCACACUUACAGGUACCAAAAUCUGUCUUAAUCUGUUUGGAUUCUAAAACAAAAUACAGGCAGAUCUUGUUUUAUUGCAUUUCACUUUAUUGUGCUUUGUAGGUAUUGUGUGUCUGUGUUUUAACAAAUUCAAGGUUUGUGGCAACCCUGUGUUGAGCACUUCUGUUGGUGCCAU